This is a messenger RNA of Besnoitia besnoiti, 378 nucleotides long. RefSeq lists its product as uncharacterized. Bases 1 to 378 code for a protein of 125 amino acids. The transcript is spliced from 2 exons. Lineage: Eukaryota; Apicomplexa; Conoidasida; Eucoccidiorida; Sarcocystidae. The record is from RefSeq and is a predicted model, not a curated record.
AUGUCGUCGUCGGCAUCCUUGCGCUGCUGGGUCAUAUUUACACAUAAGGUAUUUCGAUCAGGCAUUCAGUCAUACGAAAGCCGCUUCACAGAGACAACGCUGCCUCAAGUCCCCGGUCCUGGAGGCAUUGUGGGUGACGUGUCGCCUUCACAGUUCCCCGUCAUCAAUCUCCAUAUGGAUAUUCCAAACACGGAUAUUCUAGAGGAGCAGUUUCUUGAGAAAGAGAGAGAUGAUAUGGACAGAGAACUCAACGAAGUAGAGGGGGACUACAACCGUGGGUUGAAUGGUAACUGGCGAACGGAUCCUCGUGCAGCUAUGUCACGCCCAACGCUCGUUCCUGCAGAUUUUUUCCAGAUUGCUGCCUUCCAGGUAAUAUAG